AUGGAUUCACUGGAGACUGGGCAGAUGCUGAGCCUGCCCGCCGAGCUUGAGCUCGGCAGCAACAACUUGGAGCCAGCAGAGCCGGCGGUAUCUGCAGCCGGCUUCGAAGCGGCCCCGCACCCGGAAGUGGCCACAGGGGGCGCUGCACCGCUCCUGACGCGGGAGCCAGCGCAGCAGCCCGUACAGCCAGCGCGGGCUUCGACGACGUCGGAGUGUAAAGUCCUGCUCUCGCGAGCUGACGUCCUGGCGUCGCGGGGGCACCUCCAGGAAGCCCUCGAGGUGUACAGACAGCUCUCAGAGCGUCAGCAGCUGGCGGCUGAGCAGCUCCAGCAGCUAGUGCGCUACCUAGCGGAGAGUGUUCCUCAGAGCGAGAGAUUGGCACUGGCGUCCCCAGACGGCAGUGCCUCUGCUCAGGGGGGUGCUAUGGCAGCUGAAGAGACAGAGACGGCUCCUGUGGUGGCCGAGGCCACCGAAGUGUGGGAAGGCUUCAGGUGUUGGAAGUGUCACGGGUUCCUGUCAGACCCCGUGUCCCUGCUUUGCGGCCACACCUUCUGCAAACUCUGCCUGGAACGCGAACGCGGGCGGGCCGCAGACCAACGCUGUCCAUUGUGCGGGGUCAAGCUCUCCGUGUGGAUGACAAGCGCGCUGCGAGCGCGAGGGGGCCGGUGGGCCGGGCAGCCGCCGCCGCUGCCGCCGCUGAGGGUCAAUGUGGUGCUCAGAGGCCUCCUGACCAAAUUGUUCCCCUGCCUCACGCGGGCGUCGCAGCUCCGGCACGAAGGCAACCGGCUGUACCGCGAGCGCCAGGUGGAAGCUGCGCUGCUCAAGUACAACGAAGCGGUGCAACUGGCUCCAAAUGACCACUUGCUUUAUAGCAAUCGAUCUCAAAUUUAUUUCACCUUGGAGUGUCACGAGGAAGCACUUCAUGAUGCAGAAAUAGCAUGUCAGCUCUGCCCAUCAGGCUUUAAGCCACACUUCCGGAAAGCCCAAGCCUUAGCCACCCUUGGCAAGAUGGAAGAAGCACUAAAGGAGUUUCUGUGUUGUAUCUCUCUCGAUGGAAAUAACAAGAAAGCAAAACUUGAAGCCCAGAAGCUUCUCCUUAGUUUCUUUUCACCACCAGUCACGGGGAAUUCUCAGGAACACAUUCCUGAUAUCCUGAAGUUCUUGGCAUCAAACCCUAGAUUAAAGGAACACAUAGAGUCAUUGACUACUGAAGGCACCUGCCAUAAUCUACCCAAGUUGUUACAGGACUACCAGGCGCUCCCUCAUUGUUCUAGUCAGCAGGAAGCAGCCAUGGGGCCAGCAGAAGUGGAAGUGGAUGGCCAGCAAAACAUGGAAGACAGAGAGGAGGAGGAGGACGAUGACGAGGAGGAUGCUUCUCCAGAGUCUUUUUCUGUCCAGAUGGAAUUGUGCCUGAAGACAAAAAGGAAACAUUGCCAAAUUGAAUCCCAAGGCUCGGAGGUGCCGAGUAAAGCCUCAAAGCAAGAUUCUCCCACUGAUCAGGAGUCCAAACCUGCCCCCAGUAAUCCAUUCCCAUCUUUUGAUGCAUCUGACCUCGAAUGCUCACUGUGUAUAAGAUUGUUCUAUGAGCCAGUUACAACACCUUGUGGACACACCUUUUGCUUAAAAUGCCUUGAGAGAUGCCUUGAUCACAACUCAAAGUGUCCAUUGUGCAAAGAUGGCCUUUUACAGUGCAUGUCACCAAGAAAAUACAACAAGACUAUAAUCAUGGAAGAGCUUAUCGCUAAAUUCCUUCCAGAAGAACUCCGUGAACGAAAGAGGCUUUAUGAAGAAGAAAUGGAAGAACUUUCUAGCUUAACUAAGAACGUGCCUAUUUUUGUGUGUACCAUGGCCUACCCCACCGUUCCUUGUCCCUUGCACAUCUUUGAGCCUUGCUACCGUCUGAUGAUUCGUAGAUGCAUCGAGACAGGUACCAGACAGUUUGGUAUGUGCCUUGGAGAUCCUGUUAAAGGGUUUGCGGAGUAUGGCUGCAUCCUAGAGAUUAGAAAUGUCCAGUUCUUUUCGGAUGGCCGCUCAGUGAUUGACAGCAUAGGCAAGAGGCGCUUCAAGGUGCUCUGCCAGGGCCAUCGGGAUGGUUACAACACGGCUGACAUUGAAUACAUUGAAGACCAAAAGGUUCAGGGAGAAGAGUAUGCUGAGCUGAUGACAUUACAUAAUUGUGUGUAUGAGCAGGCAUCAGUGUGGUUUCAUUCACUCAAAUUAUUCCUGAAGAAUCGGAUACUCCAUCACUUUGGACCAAUGCCAGAGAAAGAUGCUGAUCCCCAGUCUAAUCCCAAUGGUCCAGCCUGGUGUUGGUGGAUACUAGCAGUUCUGCCACUGGAAAACCGUGCUCAGCUCCCAUUCCUGGCCAUGAGGUCCUUAAAGGAUAGGCUGAAUGGUAUUCGUCGAAUCCUGACCUUCAUAUCUCGAAAUCAAAACUAG
Molecule: messenger RNA, 2439 nt
Organism: Elephantulus edwardii (Cape elephant shrew)
Lineage: Eukaryota; Metazoa; Chordata; Mammalia; Macroscelidea; Macroscelididae
Gene: LONRF3
Product: LON peptidase N-terminal domain and ring finger 3
Exons: 12
Coding region: 1-2439 (812 amino acids)
Molecular function (GO): protein binding
Source: RefSeq, a predicted model, not a curated record